Gadus morhua (Atlantic cod) is the source of this 3290-nucleotide messenger RNA. It is a transcript of the gene vps11, whose product is annotated as VPS11 core subunit of CORVET and HOPS complexes. Bases 54 to 2834 code for a protein of 926 amino acids. The record is from RefSeq and is a predicted model, not a curated record. Lineage: Eukaryota; Metazoa; Chordata; Actinopteri; Gadiformes; Gadidae. Gene Ontology annotation, biological process: organelle fusion; vacuole organization; vesicle-mediated transport. Gene Ontology annotation, molecular function: protein binding; protein-macromolecule adaptor activity. Gene Ontology annotation, cellular component: HOPS complex; endosome. The transcript is spliced from 16 exons.
GACGUUUGUUUUUGGUGUCACAUGAGAGACUCCAAUGCUAUCUGGCUAGCAAAAUGGCAGCAUUCUUACAGUGGCGAAGAUUUGUGUUUUUUGAUAAAGAAUCGGUUAAAGAUCCUGUAGACAAUGGAAAAAACUUUUAUCUUCCCAGCGGAAUAUCGGCGUCUGAUUCCGGCCGCGGUCACAUUGUUCUCGGAGAUAUGGAUGGCCAGAUCUGGCUUUUGCCACGCUCGAUGAAGCUUGAGUCCUUCCAGGCUUACAAGUUGCGUGUGACACACCUGCAUCAACUCAAGCAGCACAGCAUCCUUGUCUCAGUGGGGCAGGAUGAAGAAGGAAUAAACCCUCUGGUGAAGGUGUGGAAUCUCGACAAGAAGGAUAGUGGGAAUCCCUUGUGCACUAGGAUUUUCCCCGCAAUUCCCGGGAAUAAGCCAACAGAGGUGUCAUGCCUCAGUGUGCACGAGAACCUCAACUUCAUGGCCAUUGGCUUUACAGAUGGCAGUGUGGUGCUAACCAAGGGGGACAUCACCAGAGACCGCCACAGCAAAACGCUGACGCUGCACGAGGGCACCUGUCCAAUCACCGGCCUCUCCUUCCGCCAGGUCGGCAAGGUCACACACCUGUUUGUAGCGACGCUGGAAAAAGUCCAUUGUUACACGCUGUCCAUCAAGGAGUACCCCAGACUGGAGCUGGACACACACGGCUGUGCCCUGCGCUGCUCCUCCCUCACCGACCCGUCCCAGGACUCCCAGUUCAUCGUGGCGGGGGACGAGUGCGUGUACCUGUAUCAGCCCGAUGAGAGGGGCCCCUGCUUUGCCUUCGACGGGCAGAAGCUGCUGGCCCACUGGUACAGAGGCUACAUGCUGCUGCUCACCAAGGACGCCAAAUCGCCCAGCAAGGCAGCGUUUGCGAGCAGAGAGACGUCCCCCUCAGAAAAGCAGCUGCUGACCAUCUACGACCUGGACAACAAGUUCAUCGCCUACAGCGCCCCCUUUGACGACAUCAUCGACGUCCUGGCCGAGUGGGGCUCCUUCUAUGUGCUCACCAGGGACGGCAAGAUGUUUGUUCUGCAGGAGAAGGACACUCAGACUAAACUAGAGAUGCUUUUCAAGAAGAACCUGUUUGUGAUGGCUAUAAACCUGGCUAAGAGCCAGCACCUGGACAGUGACGGGCUGUCGGAGAUCUUCAGGCAGUACGGAGACCACCUCUACCUCAAGGGGGACCACGACGGGGCCAUCCAGCAGUACAUACGAACCAUUGGGAAGCUGGAGCCGUCCUACGUGAUCCGGAAGUUCCUGGACGCCCAGCGGAUCCACAACCUGACGGCCUACCUGCAGGCCCUGCACCGGCAGUCCCUGGCCAACGCGGACCACACCACCCUGCUGCUCAACUGCUACACCAAGCUGAAGGACAGCUCCAAGCUGGAGGAGUUCAUCAAGAGCAGCGAGAGCGAGGUCCACUUCGACGUGGAGAUCGCCAUCAAGGUGCUGCGGCAGGCGGGCUACCACAGCCACGCCGUCUUCCUGGCGGAGAAGCACGCGCAGCACGAGUGGUACCUGAAGAUCCAGCUGGAGGACCUCAAGAACUACCUGGAGGCGCUGCGCUACAUCGGACGCCUGCCCUUCGAGCAGGCGGAGAGCAACAUGAAGCGCUACGGCAAGACCCUCAUGCACCACGUCCCCGACGGGACCACCUCUCUCCUCAAGGACCUCUGCACCGACUACAAGCCCAAGAAGGAGGGCGCCGACAGGGAGACGCCGCAGAGAGGGCUCGAGGUUAAGGCCAACUCGGAGGAGUUCAUCCCAAUCUUUGCCAACAACCGGCGGGAGCUCAAGGCCUUCCUGGAGCACAUGAUCGAGGUGGAGCCCUUCUCCCCGGCCGGGGUGUACGACACGCUGCUGGAGCUCAGGCUGCACGAUUGGGCCCACGAGGAGGAGCCCGAGCAGAAGAAGGUCCUGCAGGGGGCAGCACUCUUCCUUCUGCACAGCGACAACACAGUGUUUGACAAGGCCCUGGUCCUCUGCCAGAUGCACAACUUCAAAGAAGGAGUGCUGUACCUCUACGAAAAGGGCAAACUGUACCAGCAGAUCAUGCACUACCACAUGCAGAACGAGGAGUACGGCAAAGUGGUGGAGGCCUGCAAGCGCUACGGGGACCAGGAGGUGUGCCUGUGGGAGCAGGCGCUGGGCUACUUCGCCCGGAAGGAGGAGGACUGCAAGGCCUACAUCAGCCAGGUCCUGCAGCACAUCGACCAGAACAACCUGAUGCCCCCGCUGCUGGUGGUGCAGACGCUGGCGCACAAUUCGACGGCCACGCUGUCCGUCAUCAAGGACUACCUGGUGAACAAACUGCAGAGGGAGAGCCAGCAGAUUGAGGACGACGAGCGCAAGAUCCGCCAGUACCGCGAAGAGACUGCUCACCUCCGCACCGAGAUCCAGGACCUGAGGACCAGCGCUAAGAUCUUCCAGAAGACCAAGUGCAACAUGUGCAGCAGUCCGCUGGAGCUGCCCUCGGUCCACUUCCUGUGCAGCCACUCCUUCCACCAGCACUGCUUCGAGAGCUACGCCGACAGCGAGGCCGAGUGCCCGACCUGCUUGCCAGAGAACCGCAAGGUCAUGGACAUGCUGCGCGUGCAGGACCAGAAACGGGACCUCCACGACCACUUCACCAGACAGCUCCGCAGCUCCAACGACGGCUUUUCGGUGGUGGCCGACUACUUCGGCAGGGGGGUGUUCAACAAGCUGACCCUGGUCACGGACCCCCCCGGGAGCAGGGCUGCGAGCAGUCUGGAGACAGACCUCCAGAGAGACCUCCUCACCCACACCAAGAGGAACAGCUAGAGAGAUAGUGUGAGUGUGUGUGUGUGUCUGUGUGUGUGCGGGUGUGUGUGUGAGCGUGCGCGUGCGCGUGUGUGGGCCUGUCUGUAGCGAUAGCCAUGCUAUUACAUGAACCGUGGCCCCAGAAUUGGUUGCCAAGCAAAGAAAGAGAACAAGUCUCUGCUGCACGAUCUGUGACGAUGAACUACUUAAUUUCCUCUUAACAUUGUCCAUAUUAUUGUCUCAUAUUGUAUUUAACAUGUAAAAGCAGACGAGUGUCAAAAGGCUUACAAGCUGGAUUGUAUUCAAUAUGUUUUUGUGUCUGCUUUCAUCGUGUCGGCUAAUCAGACUGCAGAUAUGCGGUUGUGUUUUAAGGCCACUCCCUCACUCUCUUGCAUAACUAACAGCAGAAGGAUGAAUUCCUAGUAUCCCUUCAGCAUCAUGUCUCAUUGUCUUAAGAAAUAAAAUGCUGACUAUCGA